AUGCCUCUUCCGUGUUGUCGUGGAAACGGUUCCCAUCCCGAGUGCUUUGAGAUAACAGUUCCAGAUGAUGACUCACUUCAAUCAAAAAAUGUCAAGUGUCUUCCGUACUCCCGUUCUCUUCCAGUUCCCAACCCAAAGUGUUCAUUCGGCCAACGCCAGCAGGCAAAUAUGGCGACAUCUUACCUAGAUUUGAGUCAAAUUUACGGAAAUACAAAUGGAUUUGUCAGUCGGAUGAGACUAUUCAAAGAUGGAAAAUUAGCACUUCGAGCCGUCGGAGGAUUCAAUAAUCAGAUGGGAAUCCCUCCAGCGAAUUUGGAUAAUUCUGUUUGUAGAUCGUAUUCUGGAAAACCCUGUUUGUUGGCUGGAAAUAAUAGGUAA
Caenorhabditis remanei is the source of this 378-nucleotide messenger RNA. RefSeq lists its product as uncharacterized. The coding region runs from base 1 to 378 and encodes 125 amino acids. The record is from RefSeq and is a predicted model, not a curated record. Gene Ontology annotation, molecular function: heme binding; peroxidase activity. Gene Ontology annotation, biological process: response to oxidative stress. Lineage: Eukaryota; Metazoa; Nematoda; Chromadorea; Rhabditida; Rhabditidae. The transcript is spliced from 2 exons.